AUGAAGCCUUUUUCUCUCUUGACACCUAUACUUUUGUACCUUCAUCUUCUUUUUGUGUUUACUUCAAAUUUAAUGUGGUUUGGUCCAAACAAAGUUGUGGCAGUGACAUUAGGAAACCAAACAGAUCAUUUGGCAUUGCUCAAAUUCAAAGAAUCAAUAUCUAGUUAUCCAUAUGGAUCUCUUGAGUCUUGGAAUACUUCCAUUCACUUCUGUAAGUGGUAUGGAAUCACAUGCAGCCCCUUGCAUCAAAGAGUUAUAAAGUUGAACUUGACAGGAAAUCAGUUACAUGGAUCCUUGUCUCCCCAUGUUGGCAAUCUUUCUUUUCUGAUAUAUCUCAACCUUAACAACAACAGCUUCUUUGGAGAAAUACCACAGGAGUUGGGUCAGUUGCUACAAUUGCAACAACUUCAUCUUGCCGAUAACUCCUUUACGGGUGAAAUUCCUAAAAACUUGACAUAUUGUUCCAAUCUCAAUGGCUUGUUUUUGGCAGGGAACAGUUUGAUUGGCAAAAUACCAAUUGAAAUCGGCUCUUUGAAAAAGCUUCAAACGUUCAACUUUUGGAAAAACAAUUUAACUGGAGGAAUCCCUUCAAGCAUAGGGAAUCUUUCAUUCUUAACCAUCUUAGUAUUUGACUAUAACAACUUAGAGGGAGAUAUUCCACAAGACAUAUGCGCCCUCAAAAACUUGACAAUUUUAACUGGCGCUGUGAACAAUUUGUCUGGUAUGAUUCCUUCUUGUCUUUACAAUAUGUCAUCACUUACCGCGCUCGUAACAACAAAGAAUUUCAUUUAUGGUUCUCUUCCAUCCAACAUGUUCCUCACCCUUUCCAAGCUUGAACAUUUUCUAAUAGGAGGGAAUCAAUUCUUUGGCCCUAUUCCAGCUUCAAUUAUAAAUGCAUCUUCCUUUGUAGAAUUUGAUAUCAGUCAAAAUCAAUUUGUCGGACAAGUUCCAAAUCUAGAAAGGCUAAAAGAUCUGCAAUAUUUGAAUUUGGAAUACAACCAUUUAGGUGGUAAUUCAACUAAUGAUAUGGAAUUCUUAGAUUCUUUGGCAAACUGUACUAAGUUGUAUAUGUUUUCUAUAUUCCAUAAUAAUUUUCACGGCAUUCUCCCAAAUGCCAUAGGAAAUUUAUCCAUUGAACUCAAUGAACUAUAUCUUGGGUUCAACAAGAUAUCAGGACAAAUUCCUGCAGAAUUAGGACAUCUAACUGGUUUAACUCUCUUGGGCUUGCAAUUCAACUACUUUGAAGGAAUGGUUCCCACUACUUUUGGGAAAUUCCAAAAGAUGCAACGAUUACAAUUGGAUGGAAACAUGCUAUUAGGAAAUAUACCACCCUUUAUAGGCAAUCUUAGUCAAUUGUAUUAUUUGGAUUUACAUCUUAACAUGUUUGAUGGAAAUAUUCCUCCAAAUAUAGGGAACUGCCAACAAUUACAAUAUCUAGAACUUUCGCACAAUAAGCUUAGAGGAACCAUACCUUUAGAGGUUUUUAACCUUUCUUCUUUAUCAAAUUCACUGGACUUGUCACAUAACUAUUUGAGUGGUAGCUUACCAAGAGAAGUGAGGAUGUUAAAAAAUAUUGAUAUGCUAGAUCUCUCUGAGAAUCAUUUAUCCGGUGUUAUUCCUACAACAAUUGGUGAAUGCAUAGGCUUAGAAUAUCUUCUCUUUCAAGGAAACUCCUUGAACGGAACAAUACCGUCUACUUUGGCUUCUCUCAAAGGCCUGAAAUAUUUAGACCUUUCAAGAAAUCGAUUUAGUGGAUCAAUUCCUGAUAUUAUGCAAAACAUCUCAAUUUUAGAAUAUUUGAAUGUUUCUUUUAAUAUGCUGGAAGGUGAAGUACCAAUAGAUGGUGUCUUUGGAAAUGCAAGCCAAAUAGCACUUAUUGGAAACAAUAAUCUUUGUGGAGGUAUUUCACAACUGCAUCUACCACCAUGCCCUAUCAUGGGUAGGAAACAAGCAAAACAUCAUAAAUUCAAAUUGAUAGCAGUGAUAGUUAGUGCAAUUUCUUUUCUUCUCGUACUUUUAUUUGUUAUAACUAUCUACUGGAUGAGGAAAAGAAAUCAAAAUAGGUCUUUUGAUUCACCAACAAUUGAUCAGCUAGCGAAGGUUUCAUACCAAGACUUGCAUCGAGGAACUAAUGGUUUCUCGGCUGAAAACUUGAUCGGAUCAGGAAAUUUUGGUUCUGUGUAUAAAGGAAAUCUUGUGUCAGAAGAUAAUGUUGUUGCUGUAAAGGUGCUGAACCUCCAAAAGAAAGGAGCUCACAAGAGUUUCAUUGUUGAAUGUAAUGCACUCAAAAACAUAAGACAUCGAAAUUUAGUCAAAAUUUUAACAUGUUGUGUUAGUACGGAUUAUAAAGGUCAAGAUUUUAAAGCUCUAGUUUUUGAUUACAUGAAAAAUGGAAGCUUAGAAAAAUGGUUGCAUCUCGAGAUUUUAAAUGCUGAGCAUCCAACAACAUUGAACCUUGGUCUUAGAUUAAACAUCAUUAUCGAUGUUGCAUCUGCAUUACAAUAUCUUCAUCAAGAUUGUGAGCAAGUGGUCAUUCAUUCUGACUUAAAGCCAAGCAAUGUCCUUCUUGAUGAUGACAUGGUUGCUCAUGUGAGUGAUUUUGGCAUAGCAAGACUUGUCUCAGCCAUUGGUGGUACGUCUCAUAAGAAUACUAGUACAAUUGGAAUAAAAGGAACUGUUGGCUAUACUCCUCCAGAGUAUGGAAUGGGUUCUGAAGUGUCCACGUCUGGUGACAUGUACAGCUUUGGAAUCUUUCUGUUGGAAGUUCUUACCGGUAGAAGACCCAUUGAUGAAGCUUUUGAAAAUGGUCAAAAUCUGCAUAACUUUGUUGCAAUCUCAUUUCCUAAUAAUCUUCUAGAGAUUCUGGACCCACGUCUUGUACCUAGAUAUGGAGAAGUAAAAAUAGAAGAUGGAAAUCAGGAGAAUAUUGCUCCAAAUGUAGAGGAGGGCUUAGUUUCACUUUUUAGGAUUGGACUUACUUGCUCAAUGGAAUCACCAAAAGAAAGAAUGAAUAUUGUUGAUGUCACUAGAGAACUUAGCAUAAUCAAAAACGUCUUUUUCACUGGUGAGACUUUUUAUGCUUAG
This is a messenger RNA of Lathyrus sativus (Indian pea), 3084 nucleotides long. Lineage: Eukaryota; Viridiplantae; Streptophyta; Magnoliopsida; Fabales; Fabaceae. The record is from the annotation of a GenBank genome assembly.